Messenger RNA from Paramecium octaurelia, 9442 nucleotides. NCBI's taxonomy places the organism in Eukaryota, Ciliophora, Oligohymenophorea, Peniculida, Parameciidae. The record is from the annotation of a GenBank genome assembly.
AUGAAUAUUAUCAUUCUGAUAAUCUAUUUGAUUUAAACUUCUUUUUCUGAGCUUUUGAAUAUAAGAGAAUGUUAAGAAUAACUUCUUUACCCAAAGUUUUGUAUAGAAUCAACGAAACAUUCUCCAUGUAAAAUAAUUUAGAUAUAUUAGGCAUUUUUCAUGAACGAUUGAAAUUUUGUCUUCCAAUUUAAGAUACUAAUAAAGGUUGCAGUAAUAAUUUAAAUGAAAAAGCUUGUAUAAAUUAAUUGAGUGAUUAAUAUGGAAAAGAGUGUUAAUGUAUAGAGUUAACUUAAUUUAGGUAUUUUUAAUUUGAGAUGCUAAAAAGCUUCAAUAAUACAGUUAUCUAAUUUAGGCUGUUUUGAUAAGUUUAACAAGCAUGCUUGUAUGAAUGUUAGAAAUCAUAGAUGCUAAUGGGACAUUUCUUGCCAGUAUGUUUCAAAUGAACAAAUAGAAUUUAUAUCAUGUGAUUAGUAAUAUAAAAUGCCUGUGUCUCCUUUGGUUUGUUCAUCCAUACCGAAAUUAGAAUGUAAUGACAAUUUAUCAUUAUUAAGGUAUGAACUCUGGUUCAUUGGGAGGUUAUAAAUGUGUUUCAAUACAGGAGAAGGAUUACUAAUAAUUAAAAUGCUCUGAGUUAGGAUUGACUGAGCUGGCUUGCAGAAAGAUAAUUGCAUUUGAAGAAAAAUGUAUUAUUAUAAUUAAUAUUAGGUAUUUUUUCAAAUAAUGUUUGCCGACAAGUCUAGAAUAAUGAAAUUGUAAAUUGCAAUUAAAAGAUCAAUAAAUUAGCUUGCCUUUCAAUAAAUAAUCCCAACCUUAAUUGUUAUUGGAUGAAUCAUUAAUGCUUAGAAUUUAAAGUAUCAGAAGAAAAUUAAGAAAUCUUGUCUAAUGUAAGUGUAAGUGCUAGCGUAUGUGCUAAGCUUUAAGAUUCUUAUAAAUUUGAUACCGAAAAAUAUCAAUGCGUACUUAUUCCUUUGGAGAAUUCUCAAAUUUUGGAUUGUAAUACGAUUGGAUUAUCUAAGAAAGGUUGCCUAUUUAUAAAAAAUAAAAACUGUUCUUUUUAUGGAGGGAAAUGUUAAGAACUUAAUGAAUAAGAUCUUAAAAGUUAUUUAUGUGAAAUGGAUUUGAAUGAAUAAGCUUGUGUUAAUUUAGAAACUGAAUUUUAAUAUUGUAAAUGGAAUGGAAGUAAUUGUAAAAGAAUAUUUAUGAAUUAAGAUAUAAGUUGUCCUUUAUAAAAUAAUAAUCAUUUAAUGAAAGUUAAUGGAAAUGUUUGUUAAGCUAUAUCAAAAUCAGAUGUUUUAUGUAAAUAUGAUUAAAAAACAAAUUUAUGUGUUAUCAGUACCAAUUAUGAUAAAUGUAAUACUCCAUUUCUUAAUUUUUUUGGUUGCAUUGGUAUUUAAAAUCAUCAUUAAACAUGCCAAUGGUAUUAAAAUAAAUGUAGAAUCAUAACAAUUCAAUAAAACUCUACUUUAUGUGAAACUUUAAAAAAUGUAAAUCCUUAUUCUUGUUCUUAAGUUUAUCAAAGUAAUUCUAUUGGUUGCUAUUACGAUAAAGAUUCAUAUCAAUGCAAAUCAAUCUUAAUUGAUUCAGAUUCACAGUUAUUAAAUACAAUCUCAUGUAAAGACUUAUCAUUAGGAAUUAAUAAAGUUUUAUGUGCCUCAAUCACUACUCCAUUGACUCCAUGUAGAUGGUAUUAAGAAUAAUGUUCUUUUGUUGAAUAUGAAACCAUAAAAAGCAUCCCUUGUUAAAAUCAUAUUUAUGCAAAUUAUUAAGUUUGUGCAUAAAUUGAAUAUAAUAAAGCAAAAUGCUUCUACUCUUAAUAAAACAAGCAAUGUUUUGAGUUAAAAACAGGUGAUGAUGUAAAGGCUUGUAAUAGUAAGGGAUUAAAUAAAUAUGCAUGCUCAUCAAUUGAAGAGUUUUGCUACUUUGAAAACUUUACCUGUAAAGAUGCUAAAAACAAUUUGAAUAAUAUUUUAUGUUAAUCAAGCUAUCCUUCAAAAAAAGCUUGUCUGGCUAUAACGACGAAAGGUUAAUUUUGUAAGUGGUCUGAUAAGAUCAAUCAAUGUAUAGAUGUUAUUGUAGAAGAAAAUCAUAAAUGUGAAACAAAAGAAAUUUAGCUGGUCAACCACUUAGUCUGUGCUAGUGUUAUUAAUUAUGUACAUUAGCUUGUAUAAGUAAAAGAUUUUAAGGGUUAUUGCCAUUAUAAUUAAGAAUAGAACUUCUGUUAGGUUCCACCCAGAGAAACAUAUCAAUGUACAACAAAGUGUUGUACAGAGGAUGUUGGAAUAAACGCUCAUGCUUGCAUUAAAUUUUCUAAUGAAUCCGAUAAUUGUUACUUUUAUGAUUUAAGAUGCCAAGAAUUAACUGAAGAUUUAGUUGAUAUCAAUGAUCCUAAAUAAAUCAAAUAAUAUUUUAAUGCAUUAAAUUUACCAUGCUCAUCUGUGAUGAAAAAGUAUUGUCAUAUGAUUGAUUGGUCUGAAACCCAAAGAUGCUUUAGUUAUGGAGACAUCUGUAUCCAUUUUAACACAAACUAUUAUCCCAAUAUCAAAGAAUUGAUUGAAUUACAAAACCCAGUAUUUAAUAAAUUUGCAUGUCUAUCAGUGGAAGGAAAUUCUCAGGAGAAUAUUAAUUUUAAAUAUUUAACGUAUGAUGAGGGAAGGAAAACUUGCUUACUUGCGACUAAAACUUAAUAUAAGAGUUGUGAAGAUGUGAAAGGAAACAGGAAUGUUUGUAUGAGCCAUACUGAAAAUUUAUAUUGUAGAUGGAAUGCUGAUAAACUAAAGUGUGUUACAAUUACUAAAGAAGAGCUGUAUGAAAUACAAAGUUGCUAGCUCAAUUAAAACAAAAAAGCUUGUCUUGAAAAUAAACAUAAAAAUUGUUCUUUUGAUGGCAAGAACGACAGGUGUUUGAAUUUUAGACUUGAUGUAAUAAAUGAUGAAUAAUUAAUGGUAUAAUCUGUAUGCGUAUAAUUAGAGGGAGUACCUUACGAAUUUUAUUAAUCAAAAAUUUGUAGUUAAGCAGAGAUAAAAGUAUUUCCAGGUUGUUUUUAAUAUAAUAUCAAUAACAAAGCAUGUUAUAAAUAUUCUUAAGGAUAUUGUCGAUGGAAUUCAGAGUUUUUCUUUUGUUAUGAAAAUGAGGAUGAGAUCAACACAUUAAGUUGUUCUGAUAAUUUGAACAAGGUUCUUUGUUUAGUAGUCACAAAAGAAGGAUGCGUUUGGAAUGAAGAAAAAUAUUAAUGUUAAUCUAAUAAAGAAAUUACAUAUAAUAAUUGUGAAAAUGAAUAAAAUGAAUUAGCAUGUUUAUCCAUAAAAGAAUGCAUUUAUAAUUAAGAAGAGAAAAAAUGUAAAAGGCUUUAAGAAAAUAUUAACUGCUCAGAUGCUAAGUAGAAUAAAGAUGGUUGCCUAUUAAAUACUAGAGGACAUAAAUGUCAAUAUACUGAUGGAAAUUGUCAGUAGUAUUAAUCAGAUUAAACUAUUUGUGAUUCUGAAAUCGAUAUCAAUAUUGAAGUCUGUAUGGACAUACCUCAACCUUGUUAUUUUAAUAUUAAAACAUUAAAAUGCGAAAAUGUUAAAAUUGAAACAAAUACAACAUGCUAAUCUCUAUUUAUGUAAUUACCAAAAAGUAAUACGAUUGCAGAUUAAGAAUUCAAAGAAGGAAGAUAUUACAACAAAAUUGCUUGUUCAUCUAUUAGCAUGGAUUUAGAAUUAGAAUAUGGAGGAAAAUAAUGUUUAGAAGGUCCUAAUACAUAAUAAUGUAACUAUGAGAAAUAUUGUUUUUGGAAUUCCAUAAAUUAUACUUGCAAUGUGUAUGAAUUGGUAAACUCUGCAUAUGAUGAAUAUUAUCAUUCAGAAACGACUGAAUACCUUUGGAAAUCUGAAAAUUAAAAUGAUAAUGUUAUAAUUGUAGAAGAUUUUGAAAAAUAAGAAAGUAAGGAAUGUUUUAAACAAAAUAACUCGACAGGUGAAAAGCUAGAAUAGAAUAAUAUUUCAAUUUGUGAAAAUGUAAACAAAAAAUGUCAAGCUGACUAAAAUUGUAAAUCAUUCACUCAUUAUGAAAUACCAAAAAACAUAGAAGAAGCAAGAGAAUAAAUAAUUAAAGCAGCCGAUAAAUCAGAUGCUAACAGUAAUUGUUCUUAGUAUUGCUAACCUAAUAAUAGUUGUUCAUAAAACAAUCAAGGAAGUAGUCUCCACUUCACAAAAAAUGACUUAGAAUUAAAAAAGGUUUGCUAGUCUUUUAAAUUUUACGUUUCUCAUCCUCUAUGUUCUAAUUUUCCAAAUAAGAUUACAGAUUGUAAGAAUAUAUAUUCGAAAGCUCUUUGUUUAUAAUAUAUUGAAGAAAAUUGCUACUUUGAUAUCAACUAAGGAGGAUGCAGAUAACUAAAAGGAAACGAACAUAAAUUACCAGAUUGUUCUGCCAUUUCAAAUCAAUGUAAUACAAGCAAUUCGAAAAAUGCCAUAUGUUAAGUCAAAGAAACAUUACCUAAGUGCUAAAUUGUUAAAAUUAAAACAACAUAGUGCUAAAAGGUUGUCAAUCUGAAAAAAAUUGCAUUUGGUUAAAAAUGUUCUGAAAUUAUGUUGGCUUAGCCAAUUUUAUGUGCAAAAGCCUAGGAUAAGUGUAGAUUUGAUGGGAUAAAAUGUAUUAGUACUGAUCCAGAACCUUGCGAAUGUGAUAAAAGUUAUAGCGAAGAAUUAUGUGAAAAAUGCAAAUGUAAUUAUACAUUUUUAGGUUAUUGCUAAAAAGAAAGCCAAGUUCCUUAAUUAAAUGAUGAUUAUUCAAAUUAAUACUAUUUAUGUUAUGAAGUUACUAUGUUUGUGGCAAAUAAUUAAGAAAUGGUUUGUGGUUAAGUUGAUUAAGCAUGUAAAUUCAAAGAUAAUAAAUGUGAGGAUGCAACUCAUUCUACUUGCGAUGAAUUAAAAAACCUUAUUGUAUCUUAUUAAGCAUGUGUAAGAUGUUAAGGUUAAGCAAUGAAAUAUAAUAGAAGUACUUAUAAAUGUGAGCCUGUAUCUGAAAAUAUCAAAGAAUGUGAAAAUCUAAAUAAAAAAGGUUGUUUAUCAUAUUCAAAAGAAGUAAAAUGUAAAUGGAUUGCAUCUCCAAGAUAAAAUGAAAAAAAAUUCGACUUUAACUGUUUAAAAAUAGAUGAAAUAGAUAAAUUAGAUUAAUUAGAUUGUGCUAUAUUAAAUGAAGAUGCUUGUAAUAAAGAAUAAAUAAAUUUAUGUUGGUUUGAUUAGGAAACAUAAUUAUGUGUGAAAUAUAAUCCAUUUAAAGGAGAAUGUACUUCAUUUAUGAAUAAUCUAACUUGUAUAUAAUCUAUGAUUUAAUCAUGUGUAUGGGAAAAGAAAUGUUAAAUAGCAUCAGAAUAAUAACAAUGUGAAGGUCUAAAUAAAUUUGGAUGUUUACAUUUGGAAAGUCAAUCUUGUGUUUGGUCUGAUAAUAAUCACAAAUGUGAAUCAGCUAUAUUCAAUGAUUAACCUAAAAAUUGUAGUGAUUUAAAUUAAUCUGAUAUUUCACAUAUGAAUGGUUUAACUUGUACAUCAAUCAAUAUUCAAAAACCUUGUAUUCUAGGUCAAAAUUACAAAUGCAGAGAAAUUAUUGAGCCUAUGUUAUAUAAAUGUGAAACUAUUGGAUUAAAUUAAAAAGCUUGUAUUUUAAAUACCCAAAACAAAUGUGCAUUCAUAGAUUAAAAGUGCGUCCCCAUCGAUACUGAUAAAGUAGGCUGCAAAGAUUAUUUAAAUCAAAAUGCUUGCAUUAAUUAAAAACAGGGUUGUUAUUUUGAUGAUAGUUGCAAGAAAUUUGAAAUAGAAAAUUAUGAUUAGUUAUCUAAAAGUAGCGAUAAGAAAUAUUCGCCCAACUUUUGUAAGUAAUUUGAUAUGGAUUCAAAUUUUACAAAAAGUUUAAUAUAUUCUUAAAUUUUAGGAAGAUGUAUAGAUAUCUCCUAAUAAAAUGCUUUUGUUUCUGAAUGUGGAUCUAUAGGUAUCAAUAAAUUUGCUUGUUUAUCUAAGACUUAAGGUUUGUGCUAAUACAUAGAUUUAGAAUGUAAAAUCAGUAAGACUAAAUAAUUUAAUGAAUGCGACCCUAAUUUAAAUUGGGUAGCUUGUGUUAACAAAAAUUAAAAAUGUAAGUUUGUGUAAUCUAAAUGCUAACCUUUAUCAAAUGAAUCCUGUGUGAGUUUAAAAUAAGAAAAAGCUAUCAUAAAUUAAAAGGUUUGUACAAAUACUGUUGACAAACCUUGCAAAUAUGAUAGUAAUACAUUAACUUGCACAGAUGAUAUUGAUCAAGACGAACCCUGUUCAGCUUUGGGAUUAAAUUAAAAAGGUUGCAUUUUUAAUACAAAAUCUUCAAAAUGUAAGUUUGAAAAUAAUGAAUGUAAAAGUGAUUAUCAAACUACUUAAACAGCAUAAUGCACAGACAAGAUUAAUGAAAGGAAAUGUUUAAGUUUAAAAGCGUAGAAUUGUUAAUUUUUACCCAUUGAUGGAUGCUAAAUUAAUAUAUAAAUUUGCAAUAACAAUACUUGCUCAUCAGAAUUUUGUUUUUAUGAUGAAGUAAGUAAAGAUUGCAAAUAGAUUAAAUUAAAUGGUGAUCAAUUAAUUUUGCCUAAUCUGGAUUCAUUAAACUAGUAAGCUUGUCUGGAUAUUGAAAAUUCAACAACAUUUUGGAAUGAUGGAUGUAGGUAUGCAACAGAAGAACUCCUUAAAACAUUAGAAUGCGAUGAUUAACUUAAUAAAGUGGCCUGUCGAAAUGUGAAGACUGAAUCUCAGUAUUGUUUAUUUUAAAAUGAAAGUUGUAGAGCUUAUGAUAAAGACUUGAAUAAUGAAUGCGAAAAAAUUGGUGAUAUCAACAAUGGAAUUAUUUGUUCUUAAAUUAGAAAUCAAGAUUGCAAAUACGAUUCGUCUUAAUAGAAAUGUGCAAUAGUUGAUUAAGAAGAAUCAAAAUAAUUGAACUGCGAUGAGAAGGCAUUAUAAUUUUAUAAUAAAUAAGCAUGCGAAUAAGAUAAUAAUUGUAUAUUUAUUGAAAAAUGUAUAUAAAAAAAGGAUUGGGAUCAAAAAAAAGAACAUUGUAUAAUCUAAAAAAUGCCAUCUUUUUUGAAUGGAGGUGAAUGCAAAUAAAAAGAAAAACAAAUAUCUGAUUCUUGUUAAGAUAUUACUGCAAUGUCUGGUAACUUAAAUGCUUGUAUUUAAGUUGAGAAGUUUGGAGAAAUGUGUGUUUUUAAAGAUUAUAAAUGCUAAACAAUUGACGAGAAUGAGGAAAAUUACAACAACUGUCCUAAUAAUAUUAAUAAAAAUGCAUGUUUGUAAUAAACAAAGUUUAAUUGUUUUUGGAAUUAAACUGUACAUGAUAAUGCAUUAGAAUCUUGUGAAAUAUUUGUAAAACAUGAUGAAAGUGAUUGUGAAAAUAAUUUGAGUUUUAAAGCAUGUUUAAGCAUAUCAAAGGAAGGGACUUAUUGUUAAUGGAAGCAUGGAUAAUGUUAGAAAAUUUAGGAGAAUGAACUAGAUUUUAAAGAAUUAUCAAUAAAAAGGUUUGUUAAUAGUAACACUUGCCAUUUGAUAAAAAAUGUGGCUGUUAGUUAUGAUGAAAUUGUAUAUACUUGUGUCUAGAUUAAAUCAACAGAUUAUCUAUCAUGUAGUCCUCCAAUCCCUGGGAUGAAUUACUUAGCAUGUCUCUUAGUAAAGCGAUAAAAUUAACUUUGUACUUGGAAUCACUAAAAGAAAGUCUGUUAUAACAAUUAAGAAGCAAACUUUAAAAAUCAAGUGCAAAAUUGUUAAAUAUAAGGCAUCAAUCCUAUAUACUGUUCGUAAAGGAAAGUGAAAGGCCCUUGUGGCGGUAUAGAAGAAGGUUGCGAUUAGGUUGAUUUAAAUUUAGCCAAAUGCAAUCAAAUAGGAUUAAAUCGAGAAGCAUGUGUUAAUUUAAAGAGUUAACCAUGUACUUGGGUAGAAGGUCUCGAUGAUGAUAUCGAUCAUUGUGAAGAAAAAAUACCAGGAAAAUGCGAAGGUAAUGAUGUGAUUGUAAAUGCUUUGGUAUGUAGUAUGGUUGCUGAAAAUGAGGCUUGUUCUUAUGAUUCCUAAAAUCAUACCUGUAAAAGGCCUGAUAAUGAUUUAACAGAUUGCAAUGUUCAAGGUAUCAAUUCAUAUGGUUGCGUGCAAAUCUAAAAUUGCUAUUUUAAAAAUUUAACUUGCAUAUUGUUUGAUUCGAAUAGCAAUAUCUCGUGCAGAGAUGCUAAUUUUGCUAAUGAAUCAGUUUGUUCAUAAAUUAAAGAUGGGACUUGUAAAUAUAACUAAUUAGGAUUUGGAUGCAUAGAAUCAUCAUUUGAUGAUAUUUGUUCUACUCCAGGGAUAAACAUGCAUGGAUGCAAUUAAUUAGAUUAAUGUUAAUGGAAGGAUAAGAAAUGUUAAUGCAAAAAGGUAAUUAUGUAAUAAAAGGAUUGUUUCGAACAUUAAGAUCAAGAGAAUUGCAAUAAUUCUAGUAAAUGUUAUUUUGAUAUAUCUCAAAUUGAAGAUAGCCAAAGAGUUUGUAAAGAAAAAUAUUGUGGUUUCGAGAAAGUGUGUAACUAUCAAUUAGAAAGUGGAAAGGUUUGCUAUUAAGAUAUUAAUGGAAAGUGUAAUGAAGCUAAUUCAUGCAAUUAAAUAAUAAACCCGUAAUGGGAUUGUUCUGAAUACCUUUUUGAUAACAUACCAUGUAUAAGCGAGGAUGAAAAUAGGUGUGUAUAAUUUGAAAGUUGUGAAAAGCUGAACUAAAUAGAAUGUAGCAAAUAUACUAGGGAAUGUGUUUUAUUAUUGUCAUGUGUAACAAAACAAUGUCAUCAUAAUAGGGAUAAAUAAAGUUGUAUCAAUUUUAAUUGUACUUGGAUCGAUUACAAGUGUAGAGAAUAAAUAUCAUGUUCUGAAAUUAAAACAGAAUAUUAUUGUAGUAUUAAUUAUUAGAAUGGGAUGUAGUGUUCAUGGCAUAAUAUUACUGAGAAUCAUAUAAACAAUUAAUUUUGUACAUUUGACGGUUGCAAUUCCCUUUAAAAGAAUAUAUUUUGUCAUGGUGUUUAAGUACUAUAAAGUGUAUGUCUCUAAGUUUACACGAAUAUUUGUCUAACUUGUCAAUAAAUUUUAGAUCCUUGUGAAUGUAUGAAUCAUGCAGAUCAUUGUCAAUAUGAUGUGAAAAGGUAAGUAUGUAUAUCUUUGCCAUGUGAGAAUUACAAUGAGUUAUCUUGUCCCCAAUCUCGUUGUCAAUUCAAUUAAUAAAACAAAGUAUAUCUUAUCUAAUAUAUAUAUAGAUUUGCAUUCCAUAAUGCUAAUUCAAUUAUAAUAAAAAGUAAUGUCAACAGUUCGAAAUAUGUACUUGGGAUGAUUUAUUUACACCACCCUGUUAUAAAGUUGAAAUCAUUGAAGAAAUUCCGGAAUCUGUUUAUUUGACUUAUGGUUUAAUACUAUAUCCUGUACUGCCUUUUAUAGCUAUGCUUCUUUGA